AUGGUCCCUGCGAGGCGGAACACUCCUCAUUGGGACGAUACCCCUCUUCACGCGGAGCGGCCUCUAGAGAAUUGUGAGUGUUUCGUCUGCGCAAUUUACACGGUGUCAGAGUUCUUCAAGGCUGCUACCUCCUGUGGUGACUACUUUUUGGCCCCCAGCUUUAAAGGACGCUGCACCCGGCCCCCGCCAAGCCACCAAGUGGUGGGUGUGACUGUCGUUACAGCACCUCUGUUUCAGGGUUCCUCUCCUCCACCUGGGCACCAGGACAAUUUCGCGAGAAGAAAAGACACCAUGACUGAAGAGCCGCAGCUGGGUUCUAUCCAGGAGCGGAUCGCCGCCCUGAAGUUGGCCCAGGCGGCCAAUCCCUCUGGCCCUGAACCACCGAUCUUCCGCCCCAACAUCGACCGCAGCAAAUCCGCCAACAACCCUCCCUCCUACAAUGUCACCGGCUCUGUUCUUGACGGCGCGCCCAUAGGAAAUGAGCCCGCAGGCAAGCGGCCUCCAAGACCGGUCCCGCGCGCGGGACCGCCUCCGACAGUGUCGCCAAAGCCGGAAGUGAAACCCAAGAAGCCCCCUCCGCCCUUGCCUACGCGCCGAUCAGAUCGCCUGCCUCCCCCGACACCAGCGCGCGCCGAUAUUCGUCCUACACUUCCACCUCGCAGACCUACGGAACCCUUACGGAGGCCCUCCGCCGAGUCAGUCACCUCCGACGCAUCACACUCGACAGCGGCGACAAGCGUUCGCGGUACCUCGACGACGUCCGUCAAUUCCAAUGGCAACGGCCGCAUCAAAGCGCCCGCGUGGGGAGAGACAGCGCUGCCGGUGCUGCCUCCGAGACGCCCAAAGGAGGAUUUCACAGACGUGACGCCAUCGCCGUCCUCACGCUCCGAGUCUAAGCCCGCCGAGGGCAAGAGUAUUAGUGGGUUUGGCUUGAGAAACAAAUUGAGUGCCAACGUCAGUUCCUUACGAGGCAAGGACUCGUCGUCUUCAACUUCUCCGUCUCGCCCGGGCUUGUCGUCCAUGCUAUCUCGUUCCAAGACCUCCACCGAUACAUACUCUGCACCCCAGCUGUCCUCACGCCGGCCCUCGGAGCAGAGCAUACAAUCGACUGGGGCCGUUGAAGAACAAGCUCCUGGCUUGCCGCCGCGACGGCUACCCUCAAGGACAUCUCAGACAGAUCUUCGUGAUGCUCGGACGGGCGGGUUUGGGGGCUUAAAUAAGAUGCCGGCGAUCCCUGGGCGGCCCAACAGUACACCAACUGGUGGAGCGCCUCCGCCAAUUCCAACGGGGACUCGUCCAGAUCUUUCAAAGCUUCUAGCAACAAAGCCGCGCUUUGACGGCUCGGCAGCCCCAGCUAGCAUGCCUGCUGGCUCAUCCCACACAGUCUGCUUGGUAUGCAGGGACUUCUCGGCCCCAGACCAACGUGCAGCACAGUAUCCUCGUCGUUCGCUUCCAACCCAGGAUUUGGGAUGGCUGGCAGAUGAGCUGACUGCUCCAUUCCCCUCAUUAACCGACAAGGCCCGAGCUAUAUUCACCUGGCUGCAUCAUAACAUCCGUUACGAUGUUGACGCCUUUUUCAACGACCGCGUGAAACCUUCAACUCCUGCCAGCACUCUCGCCUCCGGCUUGGCAGUCUGCGAAGGCUUCGCUGGUCUAUUCACAGCACUUGCCACAAAAGCCGGCCUAGAAUCCAUUGUGGUUUCAGGCCACGGCAAAGGCUUCGGCCACGAAGAACUUGCCCCAAAUUCCCCAGUCCCACCCUUCAGCACCGGCCACGCCUGGAACGCAGUGAAAAUAGACGGCGGACGCUGGAAGCUAAUCGAUCCUUGUUGGGGCGGAGGCCACAUCCAAGGCGCCGGACAACCCUACAUGCAAGUCUUCGAUCCACUGCACUUCACCAUGUCGAACGACGUCUUCGGCUUGAAACACUACCCAUCAAACAAAGAGCACUUCUUCCGCGACGACGGCCGUCCUCAGAUUAGCUGGGAAGAGUACAUGCGCACGAACCCGGAUAACCCUUCCGGUGGCUCGCCGAUCAGAAUGUACUGCGGUGUCGGGAAGAACGACAUCGGCAAAAGUACCCUCUAUCCCACCGACGGCCGUAUCUCUGUCUACAACACACCGAGCCCCGUCCGCUUCCAGUUCGGUCUUCUAUGUGAACACUGGACACUCGCACACCACAGUCGUCGAAAACCAGGUCUUUUCCUACUCUGUAUCCACGGCGUGGACGGCCGCAAGGAUGAACGUCUACUAUUUAACCAUGUUCCCGGCUCUGGACCCGGUGGAGGUGGCGAGUUCUGGUAUGUGGAUGUCCCUGAUGCGCGCAAGCUGGGCGCACCGGGUCAGAAGGCGCUGUUGGCUGUUCUGACUAAAUUCGGAGAUCGGGAGGAGGAGGAAUGUCGCGGGCUUACGGCUGAGGAGUAUAGGGCGCAGUUGGGUGGAGUUGUUAUGGCGUGGGCUUAUGUCGCUGAGUGGGAGUUGGUUGCAUAG
Messenger RNA from Penicillium atrosanguineum, 2490 nucleotides. RefSeq lists its product as uncharacterized. Bases 1 to 2490 code for a protein of 829 amino acids. The transcript has a single exon. NCBI's taxonomy places the organism in Eukaryota, Fungi, Ascomycota, Eurotiomycetes, Eurotiales, Aspergillaceae. The record is from RefSeq and is a predicted model, not a curated record.